AUGGCUUCAGAAUCCCAUGAUGAUCAGCUGCACUUUGUUUUGAUACCAUUGAUGUCUCCAGGCCACCUUAUACCAAUGGCAGACAAUGCCAAGCUAUUAGCACAGCGUGGUGUGGUUGUUACAAUUGUAACCACACCCCUCAAUGCCAUCAGAAUCAAACCGAUCAUCGAUCGUUCCAUCGAUUCUGGUCUCCCUAUCCAACUUGUCCAGUUCAGUUUGCCACUCCAAGAGUUUGGCUUGCCAGAGGGAUGUGAAAACAUGGAUUCAGUUCCCUCGAGAAAAUUGUUUUGGAAUUUCUUUGCUGCAGUUGAAAAGCUGCAAGAACCAGUUGAGAAAUUUCUUGAAACUACGAAACCCAAUCCCAGCUGCAUAAUAGCUGAUAAAUAUAUGGCAUGGACGGCUAACAUUGCUCAAAAGUUUCGGAUGCCAAGGCUUUUGUUUGAUGGGACUAGUUGCUUCACUCUCUUGUGUUCUCAUAACAUACAAGAACACAGGGUCCUAGAGAGUGUCUCAGGAUCAGAGCCUUUUUUGGUGCCUGGUUUGCCUGAUGAGAUUGAACUUACUAAAUUCCAACUUCCGGGGGAUAUGAAUCCGGGUUCAGAAGAUUUCACGAGUCUUCACGACAAAGUAAAAGAAUCUGAAGAAGGGGCAUAUGGGAUUGUUGUCAAUAGCUUUGAGGAGCUGGAAUUCGAAUACGUCAAAGAGUACAAAAAGGUCAAUCAGGGUAGAGUUUGGAGCAUUGGCCCAGUUUCACUAUCCAACAAGACCGAUUUGGACAAGGCUCAGAGAGGCAACAUGGCCUCAAUUGAUGAAAACAAGUGCUUGAACUGGCUUGGUUCAUGGCCUCAGAGCUCAGUGGUUUAUGUAUGUCUUGGGAGCCUUGGCCAAGUUACAACCCUUCAAUUGGUAGAGCUUGGUUUGGGGUUAGAAGCAUCGAACCGGCCUUUCGUGUGGGUGAUCAGCAGAAACAAAAUAGAUGAAUGGGAAAAAUGGCUAUUGGAAGAUGGAUUUGAGGAGAGGAUAAAAGGGAGAGGUUUGUUGAUCCAUGGUUGGGCUCCACAGGUGCUUAUAUUGUCACACCCUGCAGUUGGAGGAUUUCUAACACAUUGUGGUUGGAACUCAACAUUGGAAGGCAUUUGUGCUGGAAUUCCAAUGAUCACAUGGCCCUUUUUCGCUGAGCAGUUCUACAAUGAGAAGUUUAUAGUGCAAGUCUUGAAGAUUGGUGAGAGUGUGGGGGCUAAAGUUGCAAUUCCCUUGGGGGAACAAGAGAUAUCUAAGGUGUUGGUGAAGAGGGUUGAGUUUAAGGAGGCUAUAGACAAAGUUAUGAUCAAGGAAGGGAAAGAAGGAGAAGAUAGAAGGAAGAGAGCAAGAGAACUUGCAGUUUUGGCCAAGAAGGCCACAGAAGAAGGAGGAUCUUCUUACCUCAACAUGACAUUGUUGAUUGAAGAUAUAAGAUCAUGCAAAGCAAACAACUAG
Messenger RNA from Prunus armeniaca (apricot), 1476 nucleotides. Lineage: Eukaryota; Viridiplantae; Streptophyta; Magnoliopsida; Rosales; Rosaceae. The record is from the annotation of a GenBank genome assembly.